CGGCGGCUCGGCUCAUAUUCAGUAGACUCGGCCAUUUCUCUCGCGAAGCGUAGUUAUUUGCUCGGCCGCGACAUUUUUUUCCGUAAAACCGUGCGGGUAUUCCCGUAAGCUUUGCAAAAUAACGCGACGCAAAAGGAUGAUACACUCCGGGCGCACCAGGCUCGAGAAAAAAGUAAGUCGCGUGGGCGUGGGAGGAGGGGGCCAGGUUGGGCAAGGGGUACAAGCGGUCGAAGAUUCCGGUGCAAGCGGUCAAUGGUGGAGGCAACAGCAUCCAUCGUAUCAUCAUCAUCAUCAUCACCAACAUCAUCACCAUUAUCAUCAUCAGGCCGGUUAUUAUACGUCGCAAUCGCUCUCUCACAACAACCCUGUCACGACCAUGAAGCAGUCUUAUAUGCAGCUAACGUGGGUGUUUCACGACGACGAGGCGCAGAUUAAUAAGAAACUGCCAAAAGAAUUACUGCUUAGAAUCUUCUCGUAUCUCGACGUGGUAUCGCUAUGCCGGUGCGCGCAAGUAAGCAAAGCUUGGAACGUGUUGGCUCUCGACGGAUCCAAUUGGCAAAGAAUCGAUCUCUUCGAUUUCCAACGAGACGUGGAGGAAUCAGUUAUAGUAAAUAUAUCGAGACGAUGCGGUGGGUUUUUAAGGCAGCUCUCUCUCAGGGGAUGUCAGAGCAUUGGGAACAAUUCAAUGCUUACAUUGGCUGAGUCGUGUACUAACAUCGAGGAACUGAAUCUGAGCCAAUGUAAAAAGAUCUCGGACGCUACCUGCGCGGCCCUAAGCUCUUAUUGUCCGAAACUCCAACGACUGAACUUGGACUCGUGUCCCGAGAUAUCGGACAUCUCCAUGAAGAACCUCUCGAAAGGCUGUUCGCUUCUCACUCACAUUAAUCUAUCCUGGUGUGAGUUACUUACCGAUAACGGAGUGGAAGCACUGGUGAGAGGUUGCAGACAACUACGUAGCUUUCUAUGCAAAGGAUGCCGUCAGUUAACGGACAGAGGUGUCACAUGUUUGGCUCGUUAUUGCACCAAUUUGGAGGCGAUCAAUUUACACGAAUGCAGGAACAUAACAGACGAUGCGGUCAGAGAACUCAGCGAACAAUGUCCAAGAUUGCAUUACGUUUGCCUAUCGAACUGUCCAAAUCUAACGGAUGCGUCUCUGGUCACGUUAGCGCAACAUUGUCCACUCCUUAGCGUGCUCGAAUGUGUGGCUUGCACUCAUUUCACCGAUGCAGGCUUUCAAGCUCUUGCAAAAAAUUGCAGAUUAUUAGAAAAGAUGGACCUGGAAGAGUGCCUUUUAAUAACGGAUGCCACCCUCAUUCAUUUAUCCAUGGGCUGUCCCAGAUUGGAAAAAUUGAGUUUGUCUCACUGUGAACUGAUCACCGAUGAGGGCAUUCGACAAUUGGCCCUUUCGCCGUGCGCAGCGGAGCAUCUAGCGGUGUUGGAAUUGGACAAUUGUCCCCUUAUCACAGAUGCUAGCCUUGAUCACCUUCUACAGGCCUGCCAUAAUCUCGAGCGCAUCGAACUAUACGAUUGUCAGCUAAUCACCAGAGCUGGCAUACGUAGACUCAGAACACAUUUGCCGAACAUUAAAGUUCAUGCGUACUUCGCGCCAGUGACACCACCUCCAAGCGCGGGGGCAUCUCGGCAGCGAUAUUGCCGAUGCUGCGUCAUUCUGUGAUUCGCAUAAAAAUGACUCUGAUGCAAAUCGUCCGAUGUACCACACUACCGGUGGACUUUUAAUUUCGAUAGUCGCCGAUUCACGGCGAUCGUGGGACCUUCUCUCUUCCGGCUACCAGACCGAGACUCUGGUCGCCUGUCAUCAACAGUGAGAAUAAGCCUCGUCGUGAAUGGAAUCGCGAAACUUUCGAUAGAUAUACCAAUUCGAUUCGCAACACACGCAACGAGUACAAAAGAACAGUACGUCAUCAUUUAUAUAUAUAUA
Apis dorsata (giant honeybee) is the source of this 1939-nucleotide messenger RNA. RefSeq names its product F-box/LRR-repeat protein 20. Lineage: Eukaryota; Metazoa; Arthropoda; Insecta; Hymenoptera; Apidae. Bases 137 to 1675 code for a protein of 512 amino acids. The transcript has 9 exons. Gene Ontology annotation, cellular component: SCF ubiquitin ligase complex. Gene Ontology annotation, biological process: SCF-dependent proteasomal ubiquitin-dependent protein catabolic process. Gene Ontology annotation, molecular function: protein binding. The record is from RefSeq and is a predicted model, not a curated record.